Molecule: messenger RNA, 1038 nt
Organism: Macrosteles quadrilineatus (aster leafhopper)
Lineage: Eukaryota; Metazoa; Arthropoda; Insecta; Hemiptera; Cicadellidae
Gene: aay
Product: phosphoserine phosphatase
Exons: 6
Coding region: 158-841 (227 amino acids)
Biological process (GO): dephosphorylation; L-serine biosynthetic process
Cellular component (GO): cytoplasm
Molecular function (GO): L-phosphoserine phosphatase activity; magnesium ion binding
Source: RefSeq, a predicted model, not a curated record
UCGAUUGUAUAUGUAUCAACUUUCAAAUUUCAAUUCAAUUGGUAGGGCCUACAGUGAUGAGUUUAAUUUGUUCACCACAAUUCUUAUUUGGCGUUCCUAGUUUAGAUUUUUAUUCAAAAUUAAUUCAAAGAAGUUUACAUUUUGUCGUAGAAGUACUAUGGAUGAUUUGAAAGGAAAUAUGGAAGAAGUUAUAUCCAUAUGGAGGGAGGCAGAUGCUGUGUGUUUUGAUGUGGACUCUACAGUGAUACAAGAGGAAGGCAUUGAUGAGUUGGCCAAAUUCUGUGGAAAAGGACCAGAAGUCCAAGCAAUGACCAAGAAUGCAAUGGGAGGAGGUAUUGGAUUCCGAGAGGCACUAACUGCUAGACUGAACAUAAUUCAACCAACCAUGACUCAGAUACGGGACUUUAUAAGAUUUUGUCCUCCAAGACUGACACCAGGUAUUAAGAAACUUGUAGACUGUUUGCACCAGAGAAGUAUUCCAGUGUACUUGGUGUCUGGUGGGUUCAGAGGACUUAUUGGUCCAGUUGCUUUGGAUUUGAACAUCCCAUUGCAGAAUAUAUAUGCAAACAAAUUGAAAUUUUUCCUAAAUGGUGAGUAUGCUGGGUUUGAUGAAAGUGAACCGACAUCUCGCAGUGGAGGGAAAGGAGAAGUGAUUGGACUGCUCAAGAAAGAGCACGGUUACGGCAAGAUUAUCAUGGUUGGGGAUGGAGCCACAGACUUGGAAGCUUGCCCCCCUGCCGAUGCCUUCAUCGGCUAUGGAGGCAAUGUUAUUCGAGAAGAAGUUAAAAACAAAUGCAAGUGGUAUGUCACAGAUUUUCAAGAGCUGAUUGAUGUUUUAUGACAAUGGAAGAAAUAGUUGUUGCAAUUUUUUUAUAUUAUCAAGCUCUCUUUUAUAAAAUAUUUAAUUUUCAUGGCAUUAAUCGUCAUGAUUUGUAUAAUUGUUGUCUUAAAUAUGUGAUAUUGUUGUGUGAUUUUAUAUCAUAUAUUAAAUGUAAAAUACGACCAAUAUUGUACCUUGAUAAACAAAUGUUCAAUUUA